AUGUCUUUGCAAAAUCUGCCGACUGAAAUUAUAGAGCUGAUUGCCAAGCAAGUGCAUCAGCUCAGUAGCCUCAAUUCUCUAUGCAGAGCGAACAGACGAUUUCACCUCAUACUGAACUGGCACUUGUACCAGAGAGACGCCAAGCGACCUUGUAAGGCACUCUUAUGGGGAGCCUCCACUGGAAAUGUGGAGGUUAUGCAACGAUCUUUGGAUCUCGGUGCCAAUAUCCACGUUAAAAAUAUCGAAGACAAAACUCCACUACUCAAGGCUGUUGAAGGUGAAAGUCUGGAGGCCAUCAACUUUCUACUUGACAGAGGAGCAGACAUCAAUUACUCCAACACCUAUGCUGACAGCAUCAUGUACGUUGCUGUUUUCACGCGCAAUGUAGAUGUCGUCAAACUCGUUCUUGAACGUGGGGCAAAUCCUGAUGCUCUUUCUUAUGCAAACACGCGGCCACUGUCGUUAGCUGUUGCAAGAAAUGACAUUGCGAUCGCUGAAGCUUUGGUCAAGAGAAAGGCUCGCAUGGAUGAGCCGGGGCCGGGGUACUAUACACCGCUGAUCACGGCUGUACAUGAGGCCCGGUACGAUAUUCUAAGGAUGUUCAUCGAAAAUGGUGUCUUUAUCACAGACAAGGAUGGGUCUCUUGGAGCUGAAGGACUGAGACGUGCCGUUCUGAAUAAAGACUACGAAGCGUUGGAUAUUCUUCUCAAAGCUGGUGCUGACCCUGCGAAGAACGGAUGGCACGGUCGCUGUACGAUAAUGGAAGCUGCAUGUAUCGAGACAGAGGACCUUGCGAUAUCACUUGCUGAGAGUGUUGCGAAUUUGGAGGAGCUGAAGGACAAGGAUGGCGAGGGACUCUUGUAUUAUGCUGUUGGGUCUUGUUGUAAGCGAUUUACAAAAUAUCUCUUGGAUCGCGGUCUUAGUAUCGAUGAUACCAACGAGCCGGAACUAAGCAAAGUGUGUAAUCUAUUGUAA
This is a messenger RNA of Fusarium coffeatum, 975 nucleotides long. RefSeq lists its product as uncharacterized. Lineage: Eukaryota; Fungi; Ascomycota; Sordariomycetes; Hypocreales; Nectriaceae. The coding region runs from base 1 to 975 and encodes 324 amino acids. The transcript has a single exon. Gene Ontology annotation, molecular function: protein binding. The record is from RefSeq and is a predicted model, not a curated record.